This is a messenger RNA of Notothenia coriiceps (black rockcod), 308 nucleotides long. RefSeq names its product coilin p80 (gene coil). The record is from RefSeq and is a predicted model, not a curated record. Gene Ontology annotation, molecular function: U2 snRNA binding; U1 snRNA binding. Lineage: Eukaryota; Metazoa; Chordata; Actinopteri; Perciformes; Nototheniidae. The transcript has a single exon. Gene Ontology annotation, biological process: spliceosomal snRNP assembly. Gene Ontology annotation, cellular component: Cajal body. The annotation marks the transcript as partial.
CAGAGCGGUGAUUUGGUCCUCUCGUGCUCAUGGCUGCUCACGGUAAAAACUUUAUUCGCGUGCGCCUCCACUUCGACUACCCGCCUCCGGCUGUGGCGGGAUGCCGCAUGUGCUGGCUGCUCGCGGACCUGAACACCUGCCGGGUGGUGGCGGACCUGGAGAGCCUGAUCCGGGAGAAGUUCGGGUUCAGCCGCAGCAGCGUCCUGCAGCUCUUCCUCCAGGACUGCUACCUGCCGCACACCGAGAGCGUUUGUGUUGUGCGCGAUGACGACAGCCUCAGGUGCGCGUGCUCUUCUGUCAAUAAUACU